Lathyrus sativus (Indian pea) is the source of this 423-nucleotide messenger RNA. The record is from the annotation of a GenBank genome assembly. NCBI's taxonomy places the organism in Eukaryota, Viridiplantae, Streptophyta, Magnoliopsida, Fabales, Fabaceae.
AUGGGGAAUUGCUUGGCUAAGAAUCAGGAUAAGGAUAAUGAUUCCGAUCAACAUGUGGAGUUUGCUGCUGGCAACGUAGCACUUAUUACCACCAAAGAAUCCUGGGACCAGAAGCUGGAAGAAGCAAAGAAGGACGGCAAAAUCGUGAUUGCGAAUUUCAGCGCAGUAUGGUGCGGUCCUUGCAAGGUGAUUGCGCCAUAUUACUGCGAGAUGUCUGAGAAAUACACAUCUAUGAUGUUCUUAUUAGUUGACGUCGAUGAGCUAACUGAUUUCAGCACUUCGUGGGACAUAAAAGCGACACCAACUUUCUUCUUUCUUAAAGAUGGACAACAGCUCGACAAACUUGUAGGAGCCAACAAGCCAGAGCUUGAGAAGAAGCUUGUUGCCAUUGCUGAUUCAGUUCCUCAGAAGAACAACCAGUGA